AUUCCUGCAACCUUUUUUCAUUUUUUUAUUAUAUUUUAUCAAUGGAGGAAAAUCACAAAAGUUCAAUAGAAUCUUGGACACUUUUAGCUCUCAUCAAUAGAGAUCUUGACGAUCAAGACUACAAUAACGCACUCCUUUUGUCUGAACGUCUUUAUGCUAUUGACAACGAUAAUUCUCAUUUUAAAUACGUAUACGCGAAAAGUUUAUUUUCAAUUUCAGAUUAUACAGCAUGUUAUACGAUUAUUAAAUCUGACCAAUCGAUCCCUUGUUUAAAUUUGUUUGCUAAAUGUUGUCUUGAGCUUGGUCUCAUUGAAGAAUCCCAGGACAAGCAACGGACCUUGUGGCAAGAAGGCACACAGGCAAUACAGACAGCACUUAGAUCAAAUGCAAUACCAAAGGAAGUUUACUGGGGAGACGAGCUUGCAAGUGUUACAAAUCGACAAAGUAUGCCAAGUGAAGCAUCCUUGUGUAAUUUAUUAGGCGAUUUAUAUGUCAAACUUGACAAUGUUACGGCAGCAUCCAAAUAUUACUAUAGAUGUCUGAAAAUCAACCCGUACAAAAUAUCGGCUUACAUCAACUUAUGUGAUAUUGCAGCAGAUUCCAACAUCAUUGCAGAUAAAUUAAAAAAUGAAAUAUUCGUGGACUUUGAUGUGUCCAAAACCAAUUUAUCUCGAUCUCCACACACUUACUUACCAGUGUUGCCUUCAACAGAUGCACCCGGAAUAACCUUCCUUCCUGAAAUAUCACCUUCUAAUGUUGUAAAAAAUAGCUCUUCAGUGCCUGCCAUUAAAUAUUAUCAAGAUAUUAGCGUAAAGCAGUUGCGAGCUCUUAUCAAAUACAGUCCGAGUAUAACUAAUGACAACGAUGAUGAUGAAAACAAAAGGGGAAAAAUAGAAUUGGCGAAGGACGCGCUUAUCAAAACAGUUUCUGGUGAUAUCGAACAAAUGACAGCAGCAGAGGCCUACAAAAAUAAGCAUGGAUUACGUAAAAAAGCACCAGCGGGAAUUGAGCAAAAGUUAGAAGUCCAAUUAUCAGAUAUGGAUGAACAAACAGACUAUCAUCUUAGCAAGGAAAUAAUCGAAUCUAUCGACAAAGAUCAUCCUCCUAGAGUGGUGACAGAAGAACAUGAAGAUUUCACAUUUGAUAUUCCAACAAAGAAAAGGAUUAAAGUUAGUUCUAGUGAGGAUCCAGCUGUCGGCAGUUUUUUCUUGCCUUCAUCAAAUAGCCAUCAAGUAAAUCAGCAAACUAAUGCAGAGAUAAUCAAAGGAAUGAACAAGGUUUUAGAUCUUCUUAGCAUCAUAGUAAGUGGAUAUGUAUACCAAUCAUUAUACCAAUGUGGUAGGGCGGCGCUGGAAUUACAAAAAUUGGAUGAUCGUCAAUACAAUACUGCUCGUGUGCUAUGCAUAUUAGGAAAAUCAUACUACGAUGCUAGCGAUUACAAAACAGCGGUACCAUUUUUUAGACAGGCCUUUAUGAUCGCCCCGUGGUUUUGUGAUGGAGUUCCCGAAUACUCAACGUGUCUUUGCUAUUUGGAAAUGGAGAAAGAAUUGAAUCUUUUAGCAUACCAAAUGCGGGGUAAUAAGUCGCAUAUUUACGAAUAUUAUAUUACGGCGGCGAAUUGGUCAAAGUGCGCAAUUAACAGUAAUGAAGCAGCAGAGUGGUUCCAGAAGGCUAUCAAAUAUGAUCCCAAUCGCGCAUAUGCUUAUGCUUUAUUAGGCUACGAAGAAAACGAAAAAAACAAUUUCUUGGGUGCUAAACAGAUGUUUGCUAAAAGUAUCGGUGCAAACAAACGCUCAUACAUUGCUUGGUGUGGAAUGGCCCUAGCGUAUCAUAAUAUGGAAGAGUUUAUACAAGCUAAAACCUUGUUAUAUGAGGCUGCUCGACUACAUCCUCGUCAUCCAGUACUUCUAGCUAAACUGGCAGAAGUCUUGUAUGAGUUAGAAGAGUACGAAGAAGCAGAAAAAUAUAUUGAUCGCUCAUUGGCUAUCCGUGCCGAUCCAGCCAACCAAGAAUUGAAGGAAAAUAUUGAUCGCUGGACAGCUAGAAAUAGAUGAUAGCCUAUAUGGCCAGCUAAAAAUCUCAGCGAGUAGAAAUAAUUUUCAGUUAUAGCAACUUAUAAGUUUACUUUUCAAACAGUUUGUACAUUCUUUGUCUAAACAAUGACGAUGAUAAGUAAACAAGUAAUAGU
Mucor mucedo is the source of this 2188-nucleotide messenger RNA. RefSeq lists its product as uncharacterized. Lineage: Eukaryota; Fungi; Mucoromycota; Mucoromycetes; Mucorales; Mucoraceae. The transcript is spliced from 5 exons. Gene Ontology annotation, molecular function: protein binding. The coding region runs from base 42 to 2054 and encodes 670 amino acids. The record is from RefSeq and is a predicted model, not a curated record. Gene Ontology annotation, biological process: cell division.